This is a messenger RNA of Torulaspora globosa, 300 nucleotides long. RefSeq lists its product as uncharacterized. Bases 1 to 300 code for a protein of 99 amino acids. The transcript has a single exon. NCBI's taxonomy places the organism in Eukaryota, Fungi, Ascomycota, Saccharomycetes, Saccharomycetales, Saccharomycetaceae. Gene Ontology annotation, biological process: plasmid partitioning. The record is from RefSeq and is a predicted model, not a curated record.
AUGCGUCGAUGGAUGACCGUCCCUGAUUCCUUUGCUGAAUACCCACUGCUGGCCAUCUACUUCGCCAAGUUCAGGCUCAGGAAAUAUCCUUUUGACGUUCUUCGCAACGACAUCAAUUGGCCUGAACCAUAUGUGGUCCUAAACACUAUUAUGAAGCGACUACGAAGCCACCGAUUUCUCAAGGGGAAUGCUGAUGCUGCCACUAUACCUGAGGACAUUAGAAAGGUUAUAGCACUAGGGGUUGUGAUCCCAAAUGGCUUGGAAGAUGAAGUCCUGGAAAUGCCUUAUAGCGUAAAGUGA